AGCCAGAACUCUUCUGCCCCUUUGGAAGUGUGACUGGUAAUGGGUAAUGGUGUGAGAGAGGGUCCAGUGGAAUUCCCAAAGGAUGUGGAGCCAGUCACAGCAGCCCAUCUCCCAGCAGAGGAUAACCAGGAGAAGAAGAAAGUGCUCAACUCCCUGAUGUCUGGUGCACUGGCUGGUGCUGUUGCUAAAACUGCAGUGGCUCCCCUGGAUAGGACAAAAAUCAUGUUCCAAGUGUCUUCAAAAAGAUUUUCUGCCAAGGAGGCUUACAGGCUCAUCUACCGCACCUACCUCAAUGAGGGCUUCUGGAGCCUCUGGAGGGGCAACUCGGCCACCAUGGUCCGCGUGGUCCCCUACGCCGCCAUCCAGUUCUGCGCCCACGAGGAGUACAAGCAGCUCCUGGGGAGCUACUACGGCUUCCAGGGAAAGGCCCUGACCCCCUUCCCUCGGUUCAUUGCUGGCUCCCUGGCGGGCACCACGGCUGCCAUGGUCACCUACCCCCUGGACAUGGUCCGUGCCCGCAUGGCUGUCACACCCAAGGAGAUGUACAGCAGCAUUGUCCACGUCUUCAUCCGGAUAUCCCGGGAGGAAGGGCUGAAAACCCUGUACAGGGGGUUCACCCCCACCAUCCUGGGGGUCAUCCCCUACGCUGGGCUCAGCUUCUUCACCUACGAGACGCUGAAGAAAGUCCACGCAGAUCACAGCGGGAAGGCCCAGCCCUCCCCUCCGGAGAGGCUGCUCUUCGGGGCCUGUGCGGGGCUCAUCGGGCAGUCGGCCUCCUACCCGCUGGACGUGGUGCGGCGGCGGAUGCAGACGGCCGGGGUGCUGGGCCACACCUACAGCUCCAUCCUGCUCACCAUGAGGGACAUCGUCAGGGAGGAGGGACUCGUCAGGGGCCUGUACAAGGGCCUCAGCAUGAACUGGGUCAAAGGGCCCAUCGCGGUGGGAAUCAGCUUCACCACCUUCGACCUGACGCAGAUCCUGCUCCGCAAGCUGCAGCACGGCGGCGGGGAGGAGAGGUAGUGCC
Molecule: messenger RNA, 1024 nt
Organism: Manacus vitellinus (golden-collared manakin)
Lineage: Eukaryota; Metazoa; Chordata; Aves; Passeriformes; Pipridae
Gene: SLC25A42
Product: solute carrier family 25 member 42
Exons: 7
Coding region: 40-1020 (326 amino acids)
Biological process (GO): transmembrane transport
Cellular component (GO): mitochondrial inner membrane
Source: RefSeq, a predicted model, not a curated record